GGGCAGUGUCGGUGACGUAGCAGAAAGAAGGCGGGGCUGCAUCAGGAAGUAAAUGGCGUUUGUGUUGUUUAAAUGUUUCUGCCUCUGAGACAUCAAGCGGUCUUAUCGAUGAUUUUGCCGGAUAUUAAUUAUCUGUAAAUAAGCGGAUCAUUAGGAGAUUGUGACCAGUUUCCAGUCGACCCUCCUUCAGCGCUGCUCUGUAUACUGUGCACAGGAGAGUGUACACACAGGCGGGCGAAGGGGCAGCACCAUGCCGGAGUACAGUGAUGUGAGUCUGACUCCGGAGGAGCGGGUCCGAGCCCUCACGGAGAUGGGAAGCUCUGUGCCAGUCCAUGAAGACGUGCCCCCUCGCAGAUACUUCCGCUCGGGCAUGGAGAUCAUCCGCAUGGCCAACAUCUACACCGAGGAGGGGAACACGGAGCACGCCUUCAUCCUCUACAACAAGUACAUCACGCUCUUCAUUGAAAAGCUUCCCAAACAUCGGGAUUACAAAACCGCCAACAUUCCUGAAAAAAAGGAGACCAUGAAGAAGCUGAAAGAGAUUGCGUUCCCUCAGGCUGAGGAGCUGAAGAAAGAGCUGCUGAAGAGAUACGUAAAGGAGCACGCGGAGUACCUGGAGAGGAAGAACGCGGAGGCGGCCCAGCUGGCACGGGAGCUGUCCCGUCAGAAGGAGCUGGAGACGGAGAGGCAGCGCGUGGAGGAGCAGCGGCGCAGGCAGCAGGAGCAGGAGCAGUUCAGUGCCUUCGAGGAGAUGAUCCGCAGGCAGGAGCUGGAGAAGGAGAGGCUGAGGAUCCAGCAAGAGUUCAGCACCGCCCCUCCCUCCGAGACCCCCCUCCUCCCCGGAAUACAGGGCCCUCCACUGCCCCCCGCUGCAGCCCCCGCCCCGCCUCCGAGCACGGGGGGAACAGCCACACACCCCCCCGGACCCACGCCCUCCGUCGACCGCUCGCUCAAACCGGGCUCGCUCGUCAGCCCUGGGAGAAGUGUGAUGGUGGAGGGGCUGCAGCCCCUGGUGGUUCCCCGGGAGCUGUGCAGCAAGUUCCUAAAGCUGGCUGAGGCCAACACUGCCCGGGCCGUGGAGACGUGCGGCAUUCUCUGUGGAAAACUGACGCGCAGCGAGUUCACUCUGACCCACGUGAUCGUGCCGAAGCAGAGGGGCGGGCCGGAUUCCUGCGACACAGAGAACGAGGAGGAACUCUUCAUCAUCCAGGACCAGCUCAGCCUCAUCACUCUGGGCUGGAUUCACACACACCCGACCCAGACCGCCUUCUUGUCCAGCGUGGACAUGCACACACACUGCUCCUACCAGAUGAUGCUGCCCGAGUCCAUCGCCAUCGUCUGCUCGCCCAAAUUCAACGAGACUGGCUACUUCAAACUGACUGAGCACGGUAUGGAGGAGAUCUCAUCCUGCAAACAGAAGGGCUUUCACCCGCACCCCAAGGAGCCCCCACUCUUCACUUCUUGCGGGCACGUCACCAUCAGUGACAGCAGUGUGACGGUGAUGGACCUGCGAUGAUCCGCCCCCUCUGUUUCCUGUGAAAAUCGCCAAGUAACUUCUGAGAGGUGUUGAGGAGGAGCGGCUUUUGAAAGAGCAGACCCUGUGACAGCAGCCUACAGUAACAGAGCCUCACAUUAACAACCAUCUUUUUAUAUAGAAUGCCUUCUCCAGUUGUCUUAAAGCACUUUGCAUAAUUUAUCCCGACUAAAGGACGGGACUCCCAUAUUUGGAUUACUCUGCGCUUUCAACAGAACUCUAGACCAUUCUAGUAGUAAAGAUAACUCCAGUCAAAACUGCAUUCCAGUAAGGGAAUGUCACAUGCUAAUGUUUAUAUGCCCAUUUGUAUUUAUUUCUCAGUAUAAGACACUGAAACUAUAAUAACCUAGGAAGGUGUUUCUGUGGCUUAGUGCUGAAAGAGUUAUCAUUGUAAUCUCUAUCUGUGCCAGACCCACUUACUCUUCAGCUCUGGCCAAAAGUUUUGCAUCACCCUCUGUAUAGAAUGAACAGAUUCUGCUUCAUAAAGUUGAAUGAAACCUGCUGAAUAAUGUUCUGUUAACAUAUUGAAUUACACACCAGCGCUUUGGAGUGUUCCCAUACAAAAUAAUUAAUUGAUUGAUUGAUUGUUUGAUUGGUUAAUUAAUUAAUUGGUUGAUUGAUUGAUUGAUUGAUUGAUUGAUUGGUUGAUUGAUUGAUUGAUUGAUUGAUUGAUCAAUAAUGCUGUGCUUCUAUUACGGCUUCCGGUAGACUCUUACGAUAUCAUUUUGUAGUUUGAAUACAUGAUGUUAAAUAAAAUUAAAUCUUAUUUUGUCUCAAUCCUAACAUUCUAGGUGAUGCAAUGCUUUUGGCCAGAGCUGUACAACCAUAUACAUAUAGAUAGAUAGAUAGAUAGAUAGACAGAGUGGAAAGAUCACACUGUGAUAGGACUUGAAUGGGAUGAAGGCUCUUCAGUCCUGGCAGUUAGGAUUCCCCAGACAAGCUGAAAGCCAGUUCACAGCCGGGUAAAGACAGAUUUAGAGUAAAAACGAUCAUUCGGUAUUGUAACCGCAGACUAAAUUCAGAAUGAUAUAGAAACAUCAUAAAACAGUAAGAGAAAUGUGAAGAAAAAAAAAAAAAUAACUUAAAUGAUAGGGUUUUUUGAUUUUAUUCUUAUUAUUUUAUUAUUAUUUUAACUUUUGUUUAAAGUUACCCCUUCUAAAGGAAUGUUAUAGUCUUUAUUUUUAAAGGAAUGUCUGAGAAGAAUGGCAGCACUGUGCAUCCACUAGAGGGCAGUAAGGAAUUGAGCACAGUGCCUCUCUGCAUCCAGCACUACAUAUCUCAUUAAAAAUCAACAGAAGAGGUAGACCCGUUCUGGAUCCCUGAUCUCUCACUGGUGUUGAGGAUAAUCGGUCAGAAAAACAGACCGUCGCAGAGCCUUUAAAAAUGCGUUUGUUGUUUUUCGAAAAUCAUGAUGUUUGCUUGCUUGUUUUGGGAGAAUAUACUUUGUAAACAUUG
Messenger RNA from Acipenser ruthenus (sterlet), 2989 nucleotides. Its product is annotated as STAM-binding protein-like A. The transcript is spliced from 11 exons. The record is from RefSeq and is a predicted model, not a curated record. Lineage: Eukaryota; Metazoa; Chordata; Actinopteri; Acipenseriformes; Acipenseridae. Gene Ontology annotation, cellular component: endosome; cleavage furrow. Gene Ontology annotation, molecular function: K63-linked deubiquitinase activity; metal-dependent deubiquitinase activity; protein binding. Bases 251 to 1516 code for a protein of 421 amino acids. Gene Ontology annotation, biological process: protein K63-linked deubiquitination.